Stegostoma tigrinum is the source of this 1834-nucleotide messenger RNA. RefSeq names its product mitogen-activated protein kinase kinase kinase 14-like. Gene Ontology annotation, biological process: positive regulation of canonical NF-kappaB signal transduction; protein phosphorylation. The transcript has 7 exons. Bases 1 to 1248 code for a protein of 415 amino acids. Gene Ontology annotation, molecular function: protein kinase activity; ATP binding. The record is from RefSeq and is a predicted model, not a curated record. Lineage: Eukaryota; Metazoa; Chordata; Chondrichthyes; Orectolobiformes; Stegostomatidae.
AUGAACUUUGAGAAAGUCUUUUCCCCGUUAGCUAAUCACCUUGCGUUUCUGGCUGUCAAUAUAAAUGGACAUCUGCGGGCACUGCAUGUUCCAAGGAAACAUUAUAGACAAGAAGAAUUGGAAAUCUGGAGAAGUCUAAAUGCAGUGAACAUUGUUCAGCUGUUUGGAUCUGUUGCACAUGGAGAUUGCGUAAUAUUCUUCAUGCAACUGGUGAACGGUGGAACACUAAGUACACUGAUAACGAAAAAGGUUUGCCUUUCUCACAAAGUGGCCAUAAAGUACUUCAAAAUGGUUCUGGAUGCCCUAGACUAUUUGCACCGAUGCAGCAUCAUUCACAAUGAUGUCAAAGGUGACAACAUUCUUCUCUCUGACAAUGAACAGCGACUUUUGCUUUGUGACUUUACGUUUGCCAAAAAGCUACCACUGGGACAGCUCACACCCAAAGGAGAAGCUCCGGUAGGUACACAAACACAUAUGGCUCCAGAGGUAGCUCAGAGUGCUGGCCAUGACUGGAGAGCAGAUGUUUGGAGUGCGACCUGUACACUUCUACACAUGAUUAAUGGGAGGCAGCCUUGGCUAAAGAAGUUUGGUGACAUACCUGUUUUAUAUAAGGUGAUUGUGGAAGAAAGUCCACCAUAUUUUGAAAUCCCACCAUCGUGCCACAUUUUGGUUGAUAGUCUUAUUAAGAGGGGCCUAAUAGUGGACCAAUACAAGAGACCAUUUGCUGGAACCUUGCGAGAUGAAGCAGUUGAUACCUUGGCACAGAUUUCAGAUCUUCAAUUCAUAUUUGGGGAGAAGUAUGCUGAAGUAUCCUCUCCACCCUGCAGUGAAGAUAUGUUGAAGACAUCACAAAAUUCUUCUCAUACAACUCUCGAACCAUCCUUCACUUUAAAAUGUUUACCUGACCCAUUUCCAGGAUCUGACCACACUCCAAAAUGUGAGGACAAAAUCAUUGAAGGCCAAAUCCCAAAAAUUGUGGUUGAAAACUCUUGUGAAAUGCAGCAAAGUCCAAAAGGAGACGUAACGAAUACCAUAGAGAGGAACAAAAAGGAUGUUGAUUGUUCCAGGCCUCAUCAUUCUUGUAUUAAAGCUUCAACUUUGGAUAUGGGUCAGCAACCGUACCACAGAAAAGUCAGUCAUAUUUAUUCAUGUCCAACUUCAUUUCAGCAACCAAAGAGAAAUGAAGAUGAUGAGCAGAUUACAAAAGGUAGACUAAUGUUCAAAGUAGAUUUAACAACGUCCAAAUGAAAAUGCACAGCCUGCUGGUAAUUCUAAGGCCCAGCUUACAUCAUGCUGGUAAAGUCCACCCAGACAUAAACGUCCAAUUUACAGAAUCAUAAUAUGCUAAUUACAUUUGACAUCAUCGUGGUUCAACAGGAAUUCAAUAAAUUACUUGUGUGACAGUACGUUAAAUAAAUAAUGCAGUCUGUUUUGGAUAAAGAGCAAUUAUUCCAUCAUACUGCAAGUUAUUUACGUAAAUAAUUUUACUCUCGCAUACUAAAUCCUAAUACUGAUUAGUGGAGCUAAGUAUAUAUUUAUCUCACACAGAUUACAGAGAUAAAAUCUGGAAACUUUGCUAUGUUUUUAUUGGCACACUUACUUCAGAUUACAUUCAAAUACGUCAUUAUUUUGUGCACAUUUAAUGAAAAUACAUACAAUUUAAGGAGACAAUCAGCUUUCUGUCCUGAAAUCUGCUUGGAAACCUAAUAAAGUGAAUGUUGUCAUGUCCAACAAAACCCCACAGAAAAAAGAAGUAGAUUAAAUAUUUCAGAAAUGCUUACAUUUCCACACAGAAUCCUGAUUUCUGAAGCAUUGGCUGUACAUAUUCUCUGUU